This is a messenger RNA of Fragaria vesca subsp. vesca, 489 nucleotides long. Its product is annotated as HVA22-like protein f-like. The record is from RefSeq and is a predicted model, not a curated record. Lineage: Eukaryota; Viridiplantae; Streptophyta; Magnoliopsida; Rosales; Rosaceae. The coding region runs from base 1 to 489 and encodes 162 amino acids. The transcript is spliced from 5 exons.
AUGGGUGUUCUUGCAACUAUUGCUAAGAAUUUGGAUACAUUGAUCGGGCCAGGAGUUACACUUCUUUUUCCUUUAUAUGCAACAAUGAGAGCAAUAGAGACCCCUUCUGCACUAGACGAUCAGCAGUGGCUUACAUAUUGGGUGUUAUAUUCUUUCAUCACAUUAUUCGAGCUCUUCAGUUGGAAAGUCCUCGCUUGGAUUCCAGUAUGGCCAUAUAUGAAAUUGUUGUUCUGCAUCUGGCUGGUAUUGCCAACAUUCAACGGGGCAGCCUAUGUUUAUGAUAAUAUUGUGAGAAAAUAUGUGAAGCCUAGUGACUAUAUCAAUUUCAUCAGCUCAUCAGCAUCAAAGCGCCCAGAGGGACAGAAUAAGGUCCUCCAGAUGAUGAGCCUGGAUGCAAGGAAGUCAGUAGAGCGUUUUAUCGAUCAAUAUGGACCCGAGGCUUUCGAAAGAGUCGUCAGAGCAGCUGAAAGAGAAGCGAGGAAGCACUGA